AUGACAGCCUCGCAUACCCCAAUCUCCACAACGAGAGAUCGGAAACGUCGCGAACAAAAGCCCCGCGUUCUGUUGUCAUGCACGUCAUGCAGGGAGAAAAAAUGCAGUCGGGAACGCCCCUGCACAAACUGUCGGAAACGAGGUCAGGAUGCAGCCUGUCAAUACAAUACCGAGCGUUCGAACCCCCGGGCAUCGGGGAAGCCAGAACCUAUUGACGUCCAAAAUGACUUGCAAUUUUUAAAGGAAAGAUUGCUCUUCUUAGAAAGGCAAGUCACGCGGGAUUGCAACUCUUCUUCCACGUCUCGGGAUGAUAGGCUUGAUGUUGGCGAAAGUCCCAGCAGAAAUUCUAGCGAAAGUGAGGUAGCUUCGACGGGAUCACAAGUUCCCACAGGAAGAAGUUCCUUAACUGUUUGCUUCCUAGCUGGGGAAGCAAUCAUGAAUGAUGCGAAGCUCAAUCGAAAAGAUUGCAACGAUAAUGAUGGCCAAGACACUGAUAGGAUCUCCCGGCCGGAAGGCCCAGUCCUGCUACUGGGAAUUUCACAGAUGAUGGACAUGGCAGAGCUUUUAAAUGCACUACCGCCUCGCGAAACUGCAGAUCUGCUCGUCGAUCGCUGUCUUCCACAGUACCGGAGAUUCUGGGAUAACCCCGCCGGAGCACCGGUCGCUUGGAUCGCACUAUUGUAUUCAACCCUCUCUUGUGGGAUAUACAUCCAGCAUACGGGAGAUCCGAAAGUGUCCUCACUAGACUUGCCUAGAGCAUUCUAUGUGUACCGUAAUAAUGGUGCAGUUGCGUUGGCGAAGUCAAAUUUCGCUACUCCGGGCCUUUAUAAAGUUGAAGCAUCCAUCUUAUACCUCGGCAUCGAGUAUCUCCAAAGUAACGACCAGAAAACAGGACUCCCAAUGUUACUCAGCAUUGUGUCGCGACUAGCAAUAAUGAUGGGAUAUCAUCGGGAUCCUCAGCUCUACUAUCUCCAGAUAUCGAGUUUUGAAGCAGAAAUGCGGCGCAGAGCAUGGCUUGUAUUGAUCACAAUCGACUCCGUACUCGCAUGGCAUACAGGUCUACCCCGGGUUAUUAGCCAGAGUCUAGGCGAUGUGAGGCGCCCCAGAAACCUUCUGGAUAGCGAUUUUGGCCCGGAAACUACUUUCCUUCCGCCUUCGCGCCCCGCAGAUGAGGUGGCCAGCAACAUUGUAUACAUGUCGGCAAUGGAGCAGAUGUUGUCUGUUGCCAACGAAGUCGGCGACAAGGCUUCACAUCCUUCCCUACUCCCCGAAAGAACUCUUGAAUUCAAUAUGAAACUGGAAAAUACCAAAAGUCGCUUGCCCAGCAUACUUCAUUUGCAGUCUCCAGAGAUACGGGCAUCAGAUGACGAGACUGUGAUCAAACAAUACUGUUUGGAAAUAACGUACCAGCGCGCGCGAUGCAUCUUACAUCGCCAUUACUUGACGGCCCUUUAUCCAGAGCCUCAUAAGGGACUAAGGUCUGUGUGCGUGGAUGCAGCUCGGCAGGUUCUAACUCUCUACUCUGAACUAUUCCAAGUUCUGGCUAAAACACAUAAUCAGCAGCUAGCGUGGUUCGGGGCGUCUCGCUCAAAUUCCGAUUGCUUGACAGCUGCCAUGGUAAUAUCUUUGGAGGUGAUAACACAAUCGAAAAAUGGCAGAACUGUGGGAAUUACGCCCCAGGCUGAUCUCAUUGAGCUAUUGAAGGCCUCCCAAAUAUCCUGGAGGAGCUCACCAAGGCCAUCAUCGGAGACCCUCAAAGCUGCAGGUAUAAUUGGUACAAUGCUAGAUCUAUUGGGAUAUGGCGGGGCGGGUCCAUUGCUUGCCUCAUAUGGGGCUCAAGAAGGGCAGCAGAAUCAUAGAGAAAGCACAGUGACAUUCUUACGAUCCCCAAGUAUGAUGCAUGACAUACUGACGGGGGAUUCUGCGUUGGAAAUGUUUGACUGGGUAAGGUGUGCUGCUCCAUCGCACCUAUUACGCUGA
Messenger RNA from Aspergillus neoniger CBS 115656, 1980 nucleotides. RefSeq lists its product as uncharacterized. The coding region runs from base 1 to 1980 and encodes 659 amino acids. Gene Ontology annotation, biological process: DNA-templated transcription; regulation of DNA-templated transcription. The transcript is spliced from 5 exons. Gene Ontology annotation, cellular component: nucleus. The record is from RefSeq and is a predicted model, not a curated record. Gene Ontology annotation, molecular function: DNA-binding transcription factor activity, RNA polymerase II-specific; DNA binding; zinc ion binding. Lineage: Eukaryota; Fungi; Ascomycota; Eurotiomycetes; Eurotiales; Aspergillaceae.